This is a messenger RNA of Astrephomene gubernaculifera, 4322 nucleotides long. The record is from the annotation of a GenBank genome assembly. Lineage: Eukaryota; Viridiplantae; Chlorophyta; Chlorophyceae; Chlamydomonadales; Astrephomenaceae.
CAGCGCUAAUACUCGAUAGCUUAUGUUUUAUGUAGGCGCGCCCAGUGAAAUAUUAUCCUUCUAAUGAACCUUGAUACAAUCAAUGCUUUAAACGACAAGUGCAGCUAGCAAAAGGCCUGUCCACAUCCAGUAUUAAAUCUGACAAUCUAUUACCAUGUAAUGAUGUUUCGAAGCAAUUAGGGAGUCCCGUUCUUAGGGUCCACUCCGGCGUUGGCCCCUGACCAUCAUUUGUGCUUAGCGAUAGCGUCUCAUUCUCUCCUUACAGUUGUCAUAAAAUGAUACGAGAUUUUCGCGGCGGCGCAAUUUUGGUGUUCGUAGUUUGUGUAGCUGUCCAAGGCUUACCCCAGCAGGACGAUCCGCCUCCCUCAGAGCCCACACAUGGCUACCUGAUGGACAGCCAACCCAGCCGCCAAUUAUCGGCCAUUUUAGCACCAAUGGCUUCUGUUCCGCCGCCGCCGCCGCCACCCCCAUCGUGGCCCCAGCUUGUCGCCGACCCACUGCUCCCCAGCUGGGCUUCUGUUCCGCCGCCGCCGCCGCCACCCCCAUCGUGGCCCCAGCUUGUCGCCGACCCACUGCUCCCCAGCUGGGCUUCUGUUCCGCCGCCGCCGCCGCCACCCCCAUCGUGGCCCCAGCUUGUCGCCGACCCACUCCCCAGCUUUUGUUGGUCGGAGGAGUGGAGCAACUUGCCUGUAGCUGCGCGAACAGAUAUUCCUCAUGGCACAUUAAUCCUGCUCAACGGUCCAGUUCCUGGUAACACCGGUGUCGUACAGCUUAGCUAUUGCGGCUAUUUGGGCUCGGUAACCAUGGAUGGCUCGCAAUACCUUGAGAUAAGCGAGGACGACGGUUCUACAUAUUACGGCCCAGAAUUGCUUUACAAUGGCUGGGGAUUGGAGGAAUACGAGAAAGCACAGGUCGUUAACACGCUACGGGCUGCUGCCAUUUGCACACGAUUGGGCUACAAAUAUAGCAGGUUUAAGAAGGGGGCCAAGCGGUAUGGCUAUGGAACAGGCCUGGUUUUCACCAUAACACCGGCCUGCAAAGCCAACACCGGCUCAGCCGUAUUACAGGAGUUGUUUACCAAAAAACGUUUCCCGAGCGCCGAGGGGCGCCAAAGGUGGGGAAACCUGGAAAGGCUCCCCACGGACGGUUCUGAGGUGCUUGUGAACGCCUGUGAGGACAUGCGUGUGCAAGUGGCCUCAUCUGGCGAGAAUGAGUCCCAGCACCAAGGCGACCUGUCUGUGGACUGCUUCAACAGCAUCUUUGAAACGUACGGUCCGGACCCCUCAGGUGCGGCCCCUGGCUCCCUGCGGCUCAUGUCGUACCCACCGUGGUCGCCUGCACAAAGAACCUCAUGGGGCGCUGUUGGCUUUGUGCAGGUCUACACACAGGGCCGAUGGGGAGCCAUUUGCAGUGAUGGCUGGGCUGAUAGCGCUGCGGGCUUUGUAUGCCGCCAGCUAGGCUUUGCCGCUGGCAUAACCGCGGACCUCGUGUUUCCCACUUCCGACCCCAGCGUUGCACCAGACUUCAAUGUGGUCAGCUUACAGUGUUUGACACCUGAUGGCGGGUGUGCAUACUCUGCUGUUCGAUCUUGCUUCUUUGCGGACAUGGCUUCGGCUGCCUGCUACAAUGAGCUGCAGCAGGUUCCUGGCCGACCUCCACCUGCGCCUCCUCCACCUCCCAUUCCUGUAGAUGAAUGUACAGCCUGUUGGACAGUGAUUGUUGCAGGAGAUCUCGGUAAAUAUCAGCCAGUGGCGUCUUGGCAAGCCUGCAGCCUCUUUGCUGCCGGCGUCACUAAGUACAUUGCAGAUCAGUUUAAGGAUAUCAGCGUGGCGGUUACACGGGCAUUUACAUGUAGCAGCAGCACGUUUGCUGAAGACACGCACUCCAGUAUUACUAUGCAGGUUUGUGGUGGGGUGAGCAACGUGGACAGCUACAUCGGCCGGCUGAAGCCGCCGGCCCAAGGAUAUAAUUUUAUCCCGUUCCUUUCAAGCAUCGGUGCACUCAUUGGUGAUCCAGUGUCCCUCCGUGAUGUUGACUAUGAUUAUUCACCGGUUACUGGCGGCGCAUCGGGCUACACCGUUAACCUAACCACGUGUCAUGGCUGGUUAAAUGAAUGGCAUGGAAACCCACCUUUUGACCCGCGCGUACGCAAGCCACUGCGCAGUCCGCCACCCAGGAUGCCAACCACAACUGGUGAACCGCACCCACCUCCCCAACCACCCCCUCCUGGUGAGCCGCACCCACCUCCCCAACCACCCCCUCCUGGUCAACCGCACCCACCACCUCCACCACCCUCGCCUGGUCAACCCCGCCCACCACCUCCACCACCCUCGCCUGGUCAACCGCACCCACCACCUCCACCACCCUCGCCUGGUCAACCGCACCCACCUCCCCAACCACCCCUUCCUGGUCAACCGCACCCACCUCCCCAACCAUCCUCGCCUGGUCAACCCCGCCCACCACCUCCACCACCCUCACCUGUUCCUAGUCAACCGCAACCACCACCUUCACCAGAGAGACCAACAGCGGUUGCUAAUGGGACUGCAAACCAGCCUUCCAACACAAUGGCUGCACCCCCACCUCCUAUGGUGCUGACUCCUGAGUUCGUGGGUUGCUACAACGCCACACUUCUCAACACCUCCCUCACAGUACUCCUCAACACCACGACUCCAGGACCCAACAUGACGCUGGCCGGCUGCCUGGCAGCUGCGACGACAUCUGUUGGAAGCGGCAGCUCCGCCAACAGCAGCGUGUCAUCAAGCUUCAGCUUCCUUGCCUUCGCGGGGUACACCGUCCCUACAAAGAAGCCCAACGGCCGUACUGCCCUCCUUCUAACCGCCGUCUGCUACGGCAUGCACCAGCUGGACUACUACUCUCCCAACGCGCCAGCGCUGCUGCCUGCGUCCUCAUGCGCAGUGGUGCCCUGUGUGCUGCCGGGAGGAGCGGCGGCGGCCGCACAGGGCCCUGCAUGUGGUGGCAUGAGGCGGGAUGUGCUGGCAGUGUACUGGCUGGGGUAGAGCAGGGUAGGUAGGGUGCAGUUGUGCAGCUCCACAUCAACAUCAUGUCUGCUUAGGUAGGGUGUCAGUGCUUACACCUGUGUUGAAUGUGCCCACUUGAAACAGAGCGGAGGGGCAAGGCUAGGGCAAGGCGAGCGAGCGGGAUCAUACGAGUGUGUGCUUACUAGUGUUCAUUGCAACCAUAGGGUGUCCAAUUGAGAGACAUCUGCGCAUCUAUUCCUGGCAGGGAUUACCUCACCGAAAUAUCGUACCUACAGCGAAACGAACAAGGAUUUCGUUUUGUUUCGUUUGCGUUUACAGGCGCGUUUAUCGAUGGGGUAAUCCCUGAUUCCUGCCAUUCGCACAUGCUCGCGAUUCCAAGUACAGACAUUGUUUGGGCUUGUAAUCCCGACUGUCGUAUAUAUGCCAUGUGCAUUUUGGGUAUAAAGUUUCCGUUGAACACUAGCUAAUUGGGCUUGCAUCCAAGCGUAUUCAAUGACUUACAGAUGCAAUGCAUCUGUUGAUGUCUACCUAUGUUAACCUUGGCGAAGUUACUGCGUCUGCCCCCCCCCCCGUUGCCAUCGCUUGUCUGGAAUAUUUGCGGGGCGCGAGGCGCCUAUGGGCCACUCGCAGAGGCGAGGCCUGCUGAUGUACCACAAACACUGAUGUACCACAAAACGCUUCUCUUUUACCCAUGAGGUGGUUGAGGCGGACGGUUGCGUUGCGUUGACAUCAAGUGGAGGGAGGACAGGUUGUUGUUUUGGAUGCAUGCCCGUUCAUUAGUACUUUACUUAGCUAAUGUGUUCACGGAAUCCACUCCAGGGGGCUUCCACGGCGUCGCCACCUGUGCACGCCUCACAGCGGCCGGGGCUCUACAGUCACAUUUGUCGCCGUACGUGGGGGAAAGCCGCUACGGACGUUUGUGUGCAGUUCUUACCGAGGCGCGAGCGAGCGCGCAGGACGGUGUUGCUUGUCCUUGUCCCUAGCCCUAAAGCUUGUUGGUUUGACUUUUGGGUGGUACGGUAACGGAUCCAAAUGAACAGACUUGCGAUAUGCAUGUCGGGGUUAGUGACGAAGCAUGUACGCACGACAUCUAAUGCCUGCGGAUUCUUUUAAUGCUGGAAAGGUUGGUUUCUUUCUUCCGUUUCUACCGUAGCAUGAUGGCUGCAUGUAUAGGGGUGUGAGCGUGGUUCGUGGUUCGUCUACGGAUUCGCAAUGCCACAGCUUCUCGUGAAGAAAUUACCUGAAGGAUUGCGGGAUGGCUGGAAGCGUGGAAGGGGUUCCUGAAGCUCAGCAUUUCUAUGUCCUGUAACCGGCACGGCCCUA